AUGACUACAUCAAUUGACCUCAAGCCCACGAAUGCGAGCAAGGUUGCCGACGAGGCCGGUAGCGAUGAGCGGGUUGGCGAAACUGUGGAAGCAACCUUCACUCCUGAAGAGGAGAGAAGAGUACUCAGGAAAAUUGACAUGGUGGUCCUGCCGUUUAUGUGCUUCACCUUCAUGCUGCAAUAUCUCGAUAAGCAAAGUCUUAGUUACGCCGGCGUCUUCGGUCUCAUCGACGACCUCAACUUGACCAGCAAGGAAUACUCCUGGACAAGCUCGAUCUUCUACGUCGGCCAACUUGUAUCGGAAUACCCAUUCAUCUACCUCAUGAGUCGGUUUCCCCUCACCAAGUUUGUCGGCGCAACAGUAGUUGUCUGGGGCAUCGUCUGCCUCUGUCUCGCCGCCCCUCAAAACUUUGCCGGCUUCGCCGCCGUCCGCUUCCUCCUCGGUUUCUUCGAAGGCGCUGUUUCCCCUGCUUUCGUGACAAUAACCUCUAUCUGGUGGCGCAAGGAGGAACACGCAACGCGCACAGCUAUUUGGGUUACAAUGAAUGGUCUCGCCCAGGUUCUUGGUUGCUUGAUCAUGUACGGCAUCGGCAAAAAUACAGCACUUCCCCUUCAGCCUUGGAGAACCAUGUUCCUGGUUUGCGGCGCCUUGACAGUAUCCGCCGGAAUUGGAUUCUUCACCCUGAUGCCUUCCGGACCGAAAGAUGCUUGGUUUCUCAACGCGAGAGAGAAAGAGAUUCUGUCCGCACGGAUGGCACAAGACCGUGAAGGUGGAGACAAGGAGUCCUUUUCUAUGGAACAAUUCAAAGAAACGAUGCUGGACCCCAGGGCUUGGUUCAUCUUCAUGUUCGGCGUCUUGGUUACGAUGCAAUCCCCCGUGUUGACCUUUGCAACAUUGAUGAUCAACAGGAUCGGCUACAGCAAGCUUCAGACCAUGCUUUUCACCGCGCCCUCUGGAGCUGUCCAGAUAUGCUUUAUUUGGAUUGGUGUUGCGCUUUGCAAAAUCUUUCCAAAGAACAGAGUCCUUGUGGUCUGGAUCUUGAACAUCACACCCCUCGUAGGUUGUGUCCUUUUGCUGAAGCUUCCUUCAGAGUCCCGUUGGGGUGUCAUCGUGGCAGCAUGGCUGGCGUCUUGUGCCAGUGCUGUCAUGUCCGUUCUUCUAUCUCUUUCUGCUUCCAACAUCAAGGGAAAUACAAAGCGCGCCACUGUCAACACCAUGUUCUUCAUUGGCUACUGCGCAGGAUGCAUCGGAUCGCCUCAGCUGUGGACCGAAAGCCCAAGAUACACCAACGGCGUCAUUACAGCCAUCGUCACAUGGGUCACGCUAUAUCUCGUCUCGGGACUGUAUCGCCUCAUUUGCACUCGGGAAAAUAAGAAACGAGAUCUUGCUAUGGCAGAGAGUGGUCCUCAAGCAUCUACUCAUGUUGUCCUUGAUAAGAACGGCAUGCCCAAGACUGAUCUGACGGACAUUGAGGACAAGAUGUUCAGAUACAGCUCUUAA
Messenger RNA from Clonostachys rhizophaga, 1500 nucleotides. NCBI's taxonomy places the organism in Eukaryota, Fungi, Ascomycota, Sordariomycetes, Hypocreales, Bionectriaceae. The record is from the annotation of a GenBank genome assembly.